This is a messenger RNA of Chionomys nivalis (European snow vole), 1098 nucleotides long. Its product is annotated as serine protease 55-like. Gene Ontology annotation, molecular function: serine-type endopeptidase activity. The coding region runs from base 1 to 1098 and encodes 365 amino acids. The transcript has 6 exons. NCBI's taxonomy places the organism in Eukaryota, Metazoa, Chordata, Mammalia, Rodentia, Cricetidae. The record is from RefSeq and is a predicted model, not a curated record. Gene Ontology annotation, biological process: proteolysis.
AUGCAGGUGGGAAUUUUAAUUGACUUUGAUGAACAUUGCACAAAGCCCUAUGUCUUCAGUCAAGUUAGUCCUUUCAUUUUCUGGCUCCGGAGAGUUACACAGCCCAGUCGUUCACCCUGGCCUAAUCAAAGACCUGUGAUUACUUCUCCUUCUAACAACCUGUCAGUCUCUACCAGUAGCAAAGAUUCAACUUUUAUCUCGCCAUCUACUGGUGUUCAUCCACACUUCAUCUCUCUGCCACAGCCUCAAGCUCUAGCAGAUCAUAUUUCUGUGCAAUAUGCUAUGCCAUGGCAAGCUACAAUCUUCAGUUGUGGGAAUCAGAUCUGCAGUGGCUCCAUUAUUAGUAGCUACUGGGUUCUCACUGCUGCCCAUUGUGUGCGAAACAUGAAUCCUGAAAACACUCUUGUGAUAUUGGGACUUAGACAUCCCAGAAAACCUCUGAGAGUUGCUAAGGUGACUACUAUUUUACUGCACGAAAGAUUCCGGUUAGUGAGUCAGGCUGCAAGAAAUGACCUUGCUUUGGUGCUUCUUCGAGAAGGCCAGAGUUCUAUUCAUAUAAUGGCACCUUUGGGCAGCAUAAAGGAUUUGAACACUUCAGAAUGCUGGCUUUCUGGACCCCAAAUUCUUAAACAAGGAUAUAUAUUUGAAAAUCUAGAUAUGUUACAGAUACAAGUGAUGGGGGCAUCCAAAUGUGCCUAUCUCUAUCCAGACAUAGGAAGUUCUACGGUUUGCUACAAUGCACAAGCAGGUGUUCCUGAAAUAAGCAUCGAGUCAAUGAGUCCAGGAAGUGCUGUGAUAUGCAGACCACUAUAUGGAAAUCGCAAAUGGAGACAAAUAGGCUUCACUAGUCUCAAGCGUCUAGCUACCAUAGUUGCUCCACACUUUUCCUGGAUCUUGUCCUCAACAGCAAAGUCAGGCUAUCCCUUAGAUCAGGCACUCAUUCCUUGGGUGCAGAGAGCCUCAGGAAUGCCCCAGACUGGGUUAGGGGAGCAAGAGGGAGAGCAGGGGGAGCAGGCAGAGGACAGUACCCUGCCCAUCCCCAAGAGUGCAGUGCAGGAGGCAGUCUGGAGAAGGGCUGCACAGAGCUGCAGAGACUAA